This is a messenger RNA of Cydia splendana, 795 nucleotides long. RefSeq lists its product as uncharacterized. The record is from RefSeq and is a predicted model, not a curated record. Gene Ontology annotation, molecular function: NADH pyrophosphatase activity; ADP-ribose diphosphatase activity; NAD binding. Lineage: Eukaryota; Metazoa; Arthropoda; Insecta; Lepidoptera; Tortricidae. Bases 13 to 780 code for a protein of 255 amino acids. The transcript is spliced from 5 exons.
AUUUUUUCCAAAAUGUUUAACGGUGUAAUAGAUAGAUAUAACGGUGUGACAAUAGAUUCACAAAAAGAGCCGUGUGAUCCCAGUUCAUUUCAUGCCCAGUUAAAAGACUCUCUCAGACAAUGGACUGAGGAAGAAAAGAGAUGCAUAUGGUUCAAAGUCAAUAUAAAGGAUGCUGCAUGGGUGCCAAUACUAGCCAAUGAAGGCUUUAACUUUCAUCAAGCCAGAGACGAUUUUGUGCUGAUGUACAAGUGGUUACCAACAGAUUGCUCUCACAACUUGCCUCCAGCCUGUCACACAAACCUUGGAGUAGGUGGCAUGGUGUUCAAUGACAAAAAUCAAAUAUUGGUUGUAAAAGAAAAAUCCAUUGAUUACCCUCACUGGAAGCUUCCUGGAGGUUAUGUUGAGAGGAAUGAAGAUAUAAAAGAUGGUGCCAUGAGAGAAGUAUGGGAAGAAACUGGAAUAAAAACAACCUUCGACUCCAUGAUAACAUUAAGGCAUUCACACAGAUCCAUGUUUGGUAACUCUGACAUUUAUUUUGUAGUUAAGCUCCAAGCUAAAACAACAGAAAUAACUAAAUCUGAUGUAGAAAUACAAGCAUGUCAGUGGAUGGAUGUGGAGGAAUUCUUAAAUCACCCUCAUGUCCAUGAAUUCAAUCGUUUUUUGGUAAAACAAGCCUUGGACUUAGAACAAAGGAAAAUUAAAUUAGGUCUACAUCAGCAGACAUUAACAUUUGCAAAACUUUCACGAGAUGUAACCAACCUUGUAAUUGAAGAUUCAUAAAUUAUUAUUUGUACA